Messenger RNA from Pezoporus flaviventris, 3674 nucleotides. Its product is annotated as zinc finger protein OZF-like. Gene Ontology annotation, biological process: regulation of transcription by RNA polymerase II. Bases 2053 to 3570 code for a protein of 505 amino acids. Gene Ontology annotation, cellular component: nucleus. Gene Ontology annotation, molecular function: DNA-binding transcription factor activity, RNA polymerase II-specific; RNA polymerase II cis-regulatory region sequence-specific DNA binding. NCBI's taxonomy places the organism in Eukaryota, Metazoa, Chordata, Aves, Psittaciformes, Psittacidae. The record is from RefSeq and is a predicted model, not a curated record. The transcript has 2 exons.
GUCCUUGGGAGGGUCUGGCAGCUGAUGUCUGUUGUGGUACCCUCCUCUGGUACACCACUGAGCAUCCAGUUCAGUUUUUCUCAUUUUGAAAGCAAAAUAUGCUGGUUCACAUUUCUUUUUCAUUUCUACUGAUGAACACCUGGUCAUCAGUAAUUUUACUUACUUCUAGUGACACGGUGGGCAUCCACGUGACCAGAAAGGUGAAACUCCAUUGCAGAGCUGGCAUUCCCAUGUGCAGGUUUUAGCAUUUUCUUUCUUUAACCUGUACAGUUCUAGGAUAUCACUGAGCCCUCAUCAUCUUCAAAUGCCUCUAAACAAAUGCCACUGCACAAAUAUAGUGCUGAAGCUAAAUGAGUGACCUAAUUUUCUAUCCCACAAACCCCACUCCCGCGCAGCACACUUCUGCUCUGAACAGAGAUCCUUGAGAAGUGGGAUUGUGUGUUGGCUGUCAGAACUGGCCAGACUAAAUUAUCUUGGUGUUCAUGCAUUAACAGGUGUGUGUGACUGCUUUCCUGCUCGCUGCCAGCCCUGUAAACUCCAUCUGGAACAAGACAGCCAAGUUGCCAUUUUUCUGGAGCACAGGGCAGGACAUCCUGCCUUUGGACUGCUCCUGUCGGUAACGUGAGCAGAUCAAAGUAUCUUCUCUCACCCAGACCUAUGCGUGCCUGGCUGAGCCACUGAGAGCGACCAGGCAAAAUACUCCUUGGGUAAAAGCAAUAGACUGUCUGCAUCCAGACAGACACAGAGAGCAGCCCAGUUGUGAAGGGAAUGUGGCAUUUUCCCUCUACCAGAACUGCUGAACUGCAUUAAACACAUUAUGUUUUUUCUUAGUUCACUAGGAAGAAAGGAGAUGGAGGGAAAGUGGUUUGAGGAAUUGAUGUUUUUCUUACAUCAAACUAAGUGGGAUGCAUUUUUGGUCUUAAAGUGCAGCAGGAGGACCACUGUGACACUUGUGAGAAGGCAGCAAGCUGUCAGGCAGCUCUCUGCAGCAUGUGUAGUUGACCCUGGCUUCGCAACAUGAGCUGCCCCUGGUUAUUGGACCCAAACAGCAGUGUCAUGGUGUGCAUGGCAGGACAGACAGUGACCCUGACGCAUGUUUCUGGGUGUCAUUUUCCUCUGGUCUAGGUUGCUUUUGUCUCCAAUACUUAUUCUCCUGUAAUCUCACUCUACAGCACUGCUACUACAAUGGGUAUUUAUUUCACCUGUUUUCUUUCCUCUGAUCAGGAUCUGCAGUCACUGAUGGUUUAAACAUCCUGGAUGGUGUGAUGAGAAACAGCUUUGUGGCCAGAAGCAGUGGAACACCAAGAGAGCAGAAAGUUUGCUUCCCAGAUUACCUGAAACCAAACCUGAGGGGUUUGUCCUGCUGCAUUCACCUCAUAUUCUGACCUUCCACACGUAAGAGGAUGAUGUUAACUCUGUAAGCAGUUCCAUCCAGCUAAUCAGCUUACCUCACGCUCCAGCAUCCAUUUCUGAGGUGUGUUCUCCUUAUAACUAAUAAAAAAUCAGAAAGCUCUGAAUGUUUCAGUCUAAUGGUUCAUUUCCGUGCUUGAUUAAUAAAACAGUUUAUCUUUCCACUUCCCUAUCUGUUCUGUAGACAGAAUCUACGUGUAAUUUUCUGCAGAAUAUAUAGCGCUUUCUUUUUAAGGAAAAGGGCUAUGACUGGAAAGAAGAAAGAAAAUAGUCUACUUGGCAGGGGUGGAUGCUCCUGUGGUGUUGGCUGCUUCCCUCCCUGAUUAAGCAUGGGAAUGCUGGAAGGAAAGCAGUGAUUCAUAGGCAACAGGAAGAGAAGCAGCUACAGUAGGUGUUGUUGAGGAGAGCAGCGAUGACGUUCCUCUAACCUUGCUAGACAUGGGAACUGUGAGGACAAGCAUGUGACAGGUUUUGUCUUUUAUGGCUGUAACCUUUUGACAGAGGACCCUUUUUGCAACCUGUACAGCAGCGGCUACCUGUCCUUGGGUCAUAUUCCCCUCCCAUACUCAGUCUCCGUGCCCUCUCUCUGCCUGGAGCAGAUAUUGAGGGGCUGGCUCCUUUGCUGUUAGCUAAUGGUAGCUGAUGUGCUGCAGUUGCCUUGUUUGGACUUCUCCCUCAGAGAAGCAGGGGGGUUAUUCAUUGCUAGUUCCUCUGUUCACUCCAGCAGGUGCCAGGACCAUGGGUGACACACAGAAGGGCAAGAUUCAUCAGGGAAGUCCUGUGAGACCUGGACUGCAUCUGUUCCCCUCCAGAAUGCUCAAAGGAGAUACCCUCCAGGAUGCUGACCAAAGACAUGACUGCAAGCAGGAGCUGGAGAUAAAAAGUGAGGUGGAGACAUCUUAUGGAGAGAGGCAGAGAAUGGUAACUCCCUGUGGGACGGAAGUCUGGGAGUGCGACAACAGUGAUAGAGGCCACAUGAGCAAGGCUAUCCUUGCUGGUGACAAGCCAGACCCAACCAUUUGUGGGAACGGUGCCAUUUGGAUUCAGCAGAUGGGAGAGAAAACCUACGAGUGUCCUGAGUGUGGGAAGAGCUUCAGCCGGAGCUCGUACCUGAGCCAGCAUCAGAGGAUCCACCUAGCAGAGAAACCCUUCAGCUGCUCCGAAUGUGGGAAGAGUUUCACCCGCAACUCGGACCUGAUCAAACACCAGCGGAUCCACACUGGCGAGAAGCCUUACCAGUGCAGUGAGUGUGAGAAGACCUUCAGCCAGAGGUCCAAUGUGAUCAGGCACCAGCGGACCCACACAGGAGAGAGACACUACCAGUGCAACGAAUGUGGGAAGAGCUUCAGCCAGAACUCACACCUCAUUGUCCACCAGCGGAGCCACAAGGGUGAGAAACCCUUUAAUUGCCCACGGUGUGAGAAAAGCUUCAGCGAUCGCUCCUCCCUGAUCAUACACCGGAGAGUCCACACUGGAGAGAAGCCUCACAAGUGCCAGGAAUGUGGGAAGCGUUUCCGGGACAGCUCGGCCAUCAUUCGGCAUCAGAGGAUCCACACAGGAGAAAAACCGUAUGAGUGCACCGAGUGUAGAAAAGCCUUCCGGCAGAGCUCCUCACUGGUGACCCACAUGCGAACGCACACAGGUGAAAAGCCCUACAAGUGCCCAGUGUGUGGGAAGGGCUUUAGCCAGAGCUCAGCACUCACCACUCAUCGCCGGAUCCACGGUGGGGCAGCCUUGCCCAUAUACCAUGGUAGCCUCCUGCCCAACCCCUACCAGUGCGCUGAGUGUGGCCGGAGGUGCAGCGACCGCUCCACCCUGACCAAGCACCAGAGCACACAUGCUGAGGAGCGGCCCUACAUCUGUGUGGAGUGCGGGGACAGCUUCCGACGGAGCUCGGCUCUCAACGUGCACCUGAGGAUCCAUCGCGGGGAGAGACCAUACAAGUGUGAGGAAUGUGGAAAAGCAUUCAGGCACAGCUCAGCCCUCGGUGCCCACCUGAGGAUCCAUGCAGGAGCCAAGCCCUACAAGUGUGGUGAGUGUGGGAAAAGCUUCCGGAAAAGCUCAACACUUAAAGUGCAUUUGAAGAUCCACACAGCCAAGAAACAUUAUAAAUGUAUGCUGGGUAGGAGAAUGCUCACUUCCAGCUCACUUCUGCCAUAGGGCUGCAGUGGAUGUUCAGAACGGGAAACAAAAGCAGUGAUUGAGGAUACCUGAAAAAGGUGGGCGAUGAGAACCACGUUGGGAAGAGACUGACUGGAGACAUG